Messenger RNA from Cyclocybe aegerita, 1896 nucleotides. NCBI's taxonomy places the organism in Eukaryota, Fungi, Basidiomycota, Agaricomycetes, Agaricales, Hemipholiotaceae. The record is from the annotation of a GenBank genome assembly.
AUGGCAUCGAAUGAUAAACACGAGCCUGUGAAAUGGAAGAUAACCUUGCCAGGGCUUUCCCAACUCUCCUCAUUUGUCGGUACGGACCACAUCGUUACGGAUGAUGAAGUUUCCGAAAUCAACGCCUUGCUUGUACCGCCUAUGAAAACGCUUCGGUCCCUUGAAGAUGAAAUAGACAAAAUCAAUCAGAUCUUGAAGAAUCUCUGCCAACAGCAUGCAUCCUUGUCAGAGGAAAUUAACACCGUCCGCACAAUAAUCGCACCUAUAAGACGCAUACCUACCGACAUUCUCAUAGAGAUAUUCCAUCGGUGCCUUCCUACGGAACACAACGUGUGGAUGAACAAGCGUCAAUGCCCCCUCCUCCUCACUCACGUCUGUCGGAAUUGGAGGAAGGUCACAAUAGCCACUCCGAGUCUUUGGGCAUCCGUGCACAUCCUGAUACCCGAACUACCAGUCGACUAUCGCUACGGACCAUACGUGAUUACGGAACACAAAGGGCAGGUGGCGGAAGCUGUGGAACGUCGGGCCAUCAGAGUGCAGGAAUGGCUCACAAAAAGCGGGGCUUGUCCUCUUAGUAUUUCUCUUUCAGAAGAUGAUGUCGGCGACUUCCCGCGUCCCGAUUCCAUCAUCCCCGUUUUUAUCAGCUCUUCGAGCCGCUGGAAGAAUCUCGUCGUCGUCGCCCCUCCUGAUCGCCUCUCAAGACUUGCAGCUGUCAGCGAUGUACCACUCUUGGAAUCCCUCACGCUUGUUCAAGAAUCGGCUCCACGAUUAGGCAACUACGCAGAGGCGAACUCAAAUAUUGAAUGGGAGAGAAGCGCCCUCCUGAAGGCGCCGAAGCUGAAGAAAGUGUCGUUUGAGCGGCUAUGGGGAACGCCCCCUCCACUUCCAUUGAGGUGGUCCCAACUUACCUCUUUCACCUUCAAGGAGAAUUCAAGUGGGUUUUCCUCAGACGAGAGGUCCCCCGUUCUCGACGUCGCUCGCAUGCUGCAACCGUGUGUCCACCUCGCAAAUUUGCAUCUUGAACUUUCUUUGCGAUUCAUUGAGAUGCAGCCACUUUCCAAUGAAACAGAAGAGUUACGCGAUCCUUUUGUGCUUUCCCUCCCACUUCUUGAGUGUCUAUUCAUUCUUGAUGGAGGAGGGGAUGCAAGGCGCACAACAAUAUUCUUCGAUAUUUUGCAGGCACCAUCACUUAUAUCUCUUGAAAUCAACACCAGCCCCCCGUUAUCCUUCUUCUCUCAUCACGCCAAUAUCAGAGACCUCCAUCUUCAUCUCGACCAAUUUGCACAGGAGAAUUUCAUCCAAUUACUGCGUCAUUGUCCACAGGUGACUUCGCUUGUCACAUCCCGGAGCCCCAAGCCUUGGAGCCUCGAUGAAUUCCUUCAAGCUCAUAUAUUUAUAUUCGAUGACAACACUCUCAAGUUAUUCAUGUCCCCUAGUGGCAGUGAUGGAUCCUACUUAUGUCCGAAGCUCGAGGAUCUUGAAUGCAGGUCAUGCGCCGGGUUCUCAGACGAUGGAUUAGUCGAAUUUAUCACUCUAAAACGGAACGAUUCGCUGCCAGAUGUGGCCAAAAUCAAGAGACUGCAUGUGGAAUUUGAUAGGCCGCAGACGUCAUGGACUGAAAAACAGAGUCAGGGGUUUGUGGAGGACCUGCUGAAGGUUGCUCAUUUGAAUUCGGGCAUUAGAGACAAUAGUUAUGGAUACACCCAGAUGAAGAUGGAGAAUAUUUCUGCCCUCGGUUGGAACAACUGCACUGAUGGAAGUGCACCAAAUGUUGCAAAGCUCAAGCGAGCCGAGAUCACAUUCAAUCGAAUGCUGAUGGUCGAUGUCGUGAAGACGAAGGACUUUCGAGAAGGUGGUCUCGACCUUCAGUUGUCCUAUGCCGAAGGUUUUCAAUAA